UGUCAGCCAGUUAGUUCCUGCCUCCCCACCAGAGGCGCAGCACGCACCAUCUAUCUCCCUGCUGUAAUUAACGAGUGUGCAGGGCGCGAGCUCUAGUUCUUGACCCCGCUUCUUCUACCGACUAAUCUCAAAUAAUCCAGUACUGUAGUCACGAGCACCCUGACCUCCUGAAGUAAUGUAUAUUCACUAGUGGCAGAUAUAUUGCCUUGUAUUAUGUAUACAGGGAUAGAGUUUACCCAGUGGUAAAUAUUACCUGUGUUGAGAUUUGUGACCGAGGUUAGAGUUGCAACGGCCGGUGAGGAUAGAAACCCCCACGACGGAGAUUAGAGGUGCCAUCGACAGGUGUCGAAGGUACUGACCACAAUGAAUCCUCUCCUCCUGCUCUCAGGAAUGCUUUUCUCCUCCUGGCAUCCUGAAAGUAAUAGCAGUCACACAACACUGCUAGAACAGGUGACCUCAGACACGACACAGGACAGAGGUCAACAAGACCUCCAUUUUGUCCACCCUGAAGAGCAGUCCGAACCACCUGGAGGUCACCAAGACGACCCCAGGUUACUAGAGGAAGCCUGGUUGGCAGGCUUACAGGAUUCGGCUGCCAAGAAAAGCUCCUGGUCGAGUUUAAGGGAAAAUUUCGAGGUUGUUGAUAAUUACGUUGACAGUUUUCCCCCGGACCGAGAAGGCGCAUUGACGGUGAGUGGGAGAGACGGAAAUUUCUGGUCUGCUGCCAAUGAAGAUCCCAUAGUGAGAGACGAUGAAAAUAAGGAAGAAGAGGAAGACGAGAAUAUCUUAGGUGACACGGAUUUUGAACACAGCGACGAUGAUCUGACUACUGAUAAGUUUUGGUGGCCGAGUCCUGAGGAUAACGAAGCGAGAGAGAGAGAUCUAGCUACGGCCUUAGAUAGUGGACCAGAAGAGAGCGACAUCCCCGGCGACACAGACCACGUUGAACUCGAGGACACUCAGCCGAAGGUAAACAUCGAAGUGGGGAACACCUCAACGAAGGUAAACGUCAAGAAGACUCAGAACGACCGAUGGGCGGGGGACGCCAAGGAGGAGAGAAGGAGAAAGAGGAAACAGAAACACAGUAAAAUGCUGAAGGAGACUCUCCAGGAGGAACUGAAGAGAAGGAAAAGGUUGAGACGGAUCAAGAACUCCAAAGAGAAAACAUCGCCACCGAAUAUCAUCUUCAUCUUGGCAGAUGAUCUGGGCUACAACGACGUGCCUUGGCAACCCGACAUGAAAGCACCGGAGAUUCUGCGGCUGGCCAGGAAAGGCAUACUGCUGGAGAACCACUAUGUGUUGCCUCUGUGUGCUCCCUCCAGAGCUGCUCUCCUCACAGGCCUGUACCCCUUCAGAUACGGCAAACAGGCGUCGGCUACUCCACUGAGUCCUACUGGCCUCAACACCUCCCUCACGCUCCUUCCUCAGCGUCUCAAGACUCUGGGAUACAAGACUCACCUUAUCGGCAAGUGGCACUUGGGUUACUGCAGUUGGUCCUACACGCCCACACACCGUGGGUUCGACUCCUUCUACGGGUACUACCUGGGGAGUCAGACCUACUUCACUCGCUACAAGAAACUCUUUCCCAAAAAAGGUUCGCCCUUCUGGUCGGAGCAGAACGAAGUCGUGAGCGACCUCGAUCCCCUCGACGACAUGCAGUCAGUCCCAAGCAGCAGCAGCCUGCUGAAGCUUCAGCACCAGCUGUCAGAGGAAGGGGCGGGACACGAUCCUCCUGGGGGAAGGGGUGGACAGGAAUGGCUUACACCUGAACAUAUGGAAGACGGUGGCUAUGACUUCCGCUUCAACCAGCAGCCUAUAAACAACGUGUCUGAAAUCUAUUCAAAUGAUCUUUACGCCGCUCGUGCAGAAGAAGUCAUCAAAGAGCAUGUCUCGAGGUCCCCCAGUGACCCACUCUUCCUCCUGCUGUCACUGCAGGCAGUUCAUGGCCCUGUCGAGGUGCCCCUCAGAUACAGGCGAAUGCACAGGGGCAUCAUGAACCUCGACAGGAGAACUUUCCACGGGAUGGUCACUGCUAUGGAUGAAGUUGUGGGUCGUGUGGUGAGGCAGCUCAAGAAGUCAGGACUCUACGAUAACUCGCUUAUCGUCUUCACCAGUGAUAACGGGGGGAACGUCCGAGCAGGGGGAAACAACUUCCCUCUACGAGGCAACAAGGGGAGUAUGUUUGAAGGGGGAGUGAGGGGUGUCGCCUUCAUCCAUUCCCCUCUCCUUCCUCGCACCGGCUACAAGUAUACCGGACUGAUGCACAUGGUGGACUGGCAUGACACGCUGAUGCACGUGGCUAGUGGAGACAUCUUCAAUAAACACCAACAGGGUCAAAGGGAGCAUCUGUCCUCACGGUCGGAGGAUCACUUUCCCAUGAGGACGAACCCGACAGCAGCCGGCGAGGAGGAAGAGGAGGAAGAGGAGGAGGAGGCAGCGGAGGGAGAGGAGGUUGAAGAGGUGGGAGAAUGGGAAGGGGAUGGGAUGAACAUGUGGUCAGCCAUACUGAAGAAUGGAAAGUCGCCCAGGAUCUCCUUUGUGUAUAAUCUGAGGAAACGCCCUCUCAGAGGUGCAAUCAGACACAAGAACUGGAAGUUAGUAGUGGGCGGGGGUGGGCGGUAUGACGGGUGGGUGCCGCCCACAGACGUCUCGGGUGCCAACACACGCUGUUGUUCCAGUUGGCACGCCCGCACGCCCACACACAACCUCAUGCUUUACAACCUCAAAGAUGAUCCCCUGGAGACUACUGAUGUGGCUGACCUUCGUCCUGACAUGGUAGCAACCUUGAAGGCUCGACUUCGGGACUAUGCUCUUCAGAGCCGCGAGCCCCAUAGCCCUCGCGACGACCCCAGGGGACACCCCAGCCUCCACGGGGGGUUCUUCUCCCCUGGCUGGUGCCAACCCUUAGUGUGAGCACUGAAGACAGCUGGGGAUGUCUCUCCUGGGAUUCAUCAUCCUCCUCCCCCAAGGAACUACGAUAGGUCCAUCUCCGGAUUCGCCUGGUUCGUCUUGUAAAAAUCUCCUUAAAUGCGGUAUGGAGACCUCGGAAAGUUCUAUGUCUUCACUAGGAAAUUCUCUUUAGCCAUCGCUUAAGGAACCAACAGGAGAAGAUCAGAAAUUUUCCACAAACGUCCUUAGUUUCCAGUGAAGACUCUUAUCAUUAGAAUGACACCAAUUCUUUGUGUGAAACAGCAGCGGAUGAUCAGGAAAACUUAAAGAAGAGGCCAGUACUUAGGCAUAAGUCAUUAGUUUGUAAAAGAGAAGGACCGUCAUAGAGGCUUCAAGUAGGUCUGUUGUAUGAGCGUAGUUCGUGCAUAUAUUUAUUAUAACUGUGUGACUUUAGCUUAUUUUAGGUGUGUGAUUUUAGUUACGUGACUGAGCCUUUUCAAUAGUCCUAUAAUAAUCCUUCUGA
Messenger RNA from Cherax quadricarinatus, 3412 nucleotides. Its product is annotated as arylsulfatase B-like. The record is from RefSeq and is a predicted model, not a curated record. NCBI's taxonomy places the organism in Eukaryota, Metazoa, Arthropoda, Malacostraca, Decapoda, Parastacidae.